Canis lupus familiaris (dog) is the source of this 2067-nucleotide messenger RNA. RefSeq lists its product as uncharacterized. The record is from RefSeq and is a predicted model, not a curated record. NCBI's taxonomy places the organism in Eukaryota, Metazoa, Chordata, Mammalia, Carnivora, Canidae. The transcript has 2 exons. Bases 64 to 684 code for a protein of 206 amino acids.
AGAGGGAAGAGUUGCCCGGGUGCGGGCGGGGAAGCGGCCGCUGACUUUCAGGCCGGGGGAGGGAUGGUGAGCCGGGGCCUGACUGGACGGAGGGCCAGACUCCAGGACAGAGGAGCACGCUCGGCGGCGUACAGGCUGAGGACAGAACUGGUGCCAACUGCUGGGGGCACAGAGCAUGGACCGCCAUGGGCCCACAGGAUAUAUUUGGUAUGCAUUUGUUGUCUGAAUGACCAAGCCCUGGGAUCCUGCAGCUGUAGCUGGGAAGAAACUGUAGCAAGGACUUUUCUCAGAAUGUGGAUAACGCCAGGAUUCAGGCCUCAGCUUCCCAGGCUGAGAGGCCAAGGGUGGGGGAGCUUAGCACAGAGCUCCAGCAAAGGCAGGCCCAUCAUCCCCUUCUUCCCAUGCCCGGUUAGGAGCUGGCAGGAGAUCAGAUGCUACUUCAAUUCCAAGCGGCUCAUGAACAAAAGCUACGAAGUUGCUAAGAAACCUGCUUUUCUGAGGGUUCACCAGGUUUUUCUUUGUUUCUAUGGCAUUGUGUCUGUGAGUGUGCGUGAGCACACCAGGGCCCGUCACCCUGCCAGCCCUGAAGCAGUCAGACCAGAAGGCAGGAACUAUAGGCUGCCCUGGGACACCACCAGGGAUGCCAGGUAUUGCCAAGCCAGGCAGUGGCAGCCCAGGCAUUGAGGGUGAACAAAGAAGAGACAGCUGCCUGCGGCCAGAGGUUGACAGAGCUGUGAGCAGCUGCAGGAAGGAAGCUCUGGAUACUGAAUCCUGGACCCACUUCAGCAAUAGCCCAGAAACCGUAGGGUGGGAGACACCAACAACAGAACUGAUAGGGGGGUCUCACCACCAUCCCCUAGCUGAGCUUGGAAAAUAAUGACAAGCUCUUGUCAAAUGGCCUUGACAAGAUCAGGGCCACUGCAAAAUACCAGAUGCAAGAUGUGUAGAACUAUCCCAGUCCAGGCUGAUGAUUAUCUAAUUUGCUCCUGUUCUUCCCAUCCUCACAUGGACAAUCUGAAGCCUGGGGAGAGGAAGGGACUUUCUCAAGAGUAAAUAGCAUAUCACAGAGGUAGGAGCACUCUCUCUCAAAAAUUCUAUGGGCUGUGAGUGGAUGGAAAAAAAGCCUAAAGUAUAAGCUGAGACUAUAUUAUUCACCCAUUUGUCUCUUCUUCAAAUGCUUCUUGUGCCUCUUUACUCAGUGCCAGGAGCCCCAAAGCCCCAAUCUCAACUAAAUAUAGAGAAAAAGAGAAUCCAAAACUUUGGACCAAUUGCCAAGUUCUCCGAAUCAGUUUGUGAAUGAAUGUGCCCCACCGCCACCGCCAGAGUGCACACUCUUUGUCCAUCUAGGUACUUCAGAUACCUUGGAUUCUACUCUUGUGGGCUUGGGAGAACAAGGAGCUAAAUGGAUGAGAAAUGUAACUUUCCCCUGUCUUCCCACCUGCUCCAGGGAAGAAGGACCUUUCCUCCCAGUGAUCGUGAUUUUGAGAAGGCAUCGGAGGGCUGGCUGCCCUGAAUCUUUCAUUCUGUAUGCCCUAGGUGUCUACUAUGUGCCCAGCACCUUGAGCAAGUCAUUCCUGGCUAUAAACAUUGGCCAAAGGCACAUCUGAUGCUCUCACUAUGCCCAGUUAAAAACCCUCUAAUGGUUCCCACUGCUUUAAAAAUAAAGCUCAGACUCCUUAACACGGCCCACAAGGCCCUGCAGAUUCUGGCUUCUGCUCACCCCCUCCUUUUCUCUUCUUUCUCUCUCAUUCUGCUCCCAUCCCACUGACCUUCAUACCUGUCAUGCUUCCCCUGCACAGGGUCUUUGCACAUGCUGCCCCUACACAUCGAUCGUUUAUCCCUUGCUUCCUUUUUUUCCUAGUAAAAUAAUUUAAUCCUUUUUAGAGAAGCCAUUAAGAUUAUAGAAGAAAAUUAACUUAAUAUCCACCUGGUUCCAGUGCUCAAAACCUGCCACUGUGGUGGGUGAACGGAUUCCCCCCUUCUGUUCAUCAGCCUUCUCCAAGCCAUGGUCCACAGCGGCCUCUGGUGGGCUCUGAGUGACAGCGCCAGUAGGCAGCUUCUGCUCAC